This is a messenger RNA of Hipposideros armiger (great roundleaf bat), 2981 nucleotides long. RefSeq names its product TEA domain transcription factor 1 (gene TEAD1). Gene Ontology annotation, molecular function: RNA polymerase II cis-regulatory region sequence-specific DNA binding; DNA-binding transcription factor activity, RNA polymerase II-specific. The coding region runs from base 332 to 1642 and encodes 436 amino acids. The record is from RefSeq and is a predicted model, not a curated record. Gene Ontology annotation, cellular component: transcription regulator complex. Lineage: Eukaryota; Metazoa; Chordata; Mammalia; Chiroptera; Hipposideridae. Gene Ontology annotation, biological process: regulation of transcription by RNA polymerase II; hippo signaling; embryonic organ development. The transcript has 15 exons.
GGGAGCCGGGCUCCGAGCUGAGGGCGGGGGAAGCGGCGCCGAAGUUUGCCUCGGACUCACCGGGCGCUGCGGCUGCUCCCUUCGCGAGGACUGUUGCUGCCUCCGCCGCUGCUUCAUUGCACAUUCAAGUGGAAAAUUUUCAGGAGUCAGCAGAAACAUUGUGUCCAAAAAAGACUGAGUCGCAGUUACCACCAAACCCUGGAGGAGACUCUCCCUGGAAAACUUCCCUUCGGUUUAUUUUCUUGAAAAGGCUCCAGGCUUCGGCUUGGAACAUCCAACCGCCAAAAUUGAGCCCAGCAGCUGGAGCGGCAGUGAGAGCCCUGCCGAAAACAUGGAAAGGAUGAGUGACUCUGCAGAUAAGCCAAUGGACAACGAUGCAGAAGGGGUCUGGAGCCCUGAUAUUGAGCAGAGCUUUCAGGAAGCCUUGGCUAUCUACCCACCGUGUGGGAGGAGGAAAAUCAUCUUAUCAGACGAAGGCAAGAUGUACGGUAGGAAUGAAUUGAUAGCCAGAUACAUCAAACUCAGGACAGGGAAGACGAGGACCAGAAAACAGGUGUCUAGUCAUAUACAGGUCUUAGCAAGAAAGAAAGUUCGAGAAAUUCAAGCCGCCAUUAAGGUGUCUAGUCACAUUCAGGUUCUUGCCAGAAGGAAAUCUCGUGAUUUUCAUUCCAAGCUAAAGGUGACAAGCAUGGAUCAGACUGCAAAGGAUAAGGCACUUCAGCAUAUGGCUGCCAUGUCGUCAGCCCAGAUCGUCUCGGCCACUGCCAUUCACAACAAGCUGGGGCUGCCUGGGAUUCCACGCCCCACCUUCCCAGGGGCGCCGGGGUUCUGGCCGGGAAUGAUACAAACAGGGCAGCCAGGAUCCUCACAAGAUGUCAAGCCCUUCGUGCAGCAGGCCUACCCCAUUCAGCCAGCCGUCACAGCCCCCAUUCCAGGUUUUGAGCCUGCGUCAGCCCCAGCUCCCUCAGUCCCUGCCUGGCAGGGCCGCUCCAUUGGCACAACCAAACUUCGCCUGGUGGAAUUCUCCGCUUUCCUCGAACAGCAGCGAGACCCAGACUCGUACAACAAACACCUCUUCGUGCACAUUGGGCAUGCCAACCAUUCUUACAGUGACCCGUUGCUCGAAUCAGUGGACAUUCGUCAGAUUUAUGACAAAUUUCCUGAAAAGAAAGGUGGCUUAAAGGAACUGUUUGGAAAGGGCCCUCAAAAUGCCUUCUUCCUCGUAAAAUUCUGGGCUGAUUUAAACUGCAAUAUUCAAGAUGAUGCCGGGGCUUUUUACGGUGUAACCAGUCAGUAUGAGAGUUCCGAAAAUAUGACAGUCACCUGUUCCACCAAAGUUUGCUCCUUUGGGAAGCAAGUAGUAGAAAAAGUAGAGACGGAGUAUGCAAGGUUUGAGAAUGGCCGAUUUGUAUACCGAAUAAACCGCUCCCCGAUGUGUGAAUACAUGAUCAACUUCAUCCACAAGCUCAAACACUUACCAGAGAAAUAUAUGAUGAAUAGUGUUUUGGAAAACUUCACAAUUUUAUUGGUGGUAACAAACAGGGAUACCCAAGAAACUCUCCUCUGCAUGGCCUGUGUAUUUGAAGUUUCAAAUAGUGAACAUGGAGCACAGCAUCAUAUUUACAGGCUUGUAAAGGACUGAACAUGGUUAUUUAUAUAUAGAGAUACCUGUAUAUACACACACACACACAUAUGUGCACACACACACUCUCCAUUAUUGAAUGACUGACUGUAAACCUCACCGCGCAGGGAUGGUCCCCUGGCCCUGAGGUCGCCCUACUUUUCUAAGCCCUGUUUGAGUGAAAUCAUUUUUUCAUGUAUUCAUCCUAUCAUUGUAGCUGUGAAGUUCUGGUACAGUUGUCAAAAGAGAAAUCAAGUUGUUUCUAUGUGUUCUUCAGAUCUGCAGCCCACAAUUUCUCGGAAAAGGUGAACCUUAAGAACCCCAGUCUCUGUCUGCAGAGACCUGUUUCUGAUUGUGGUAAAAUAUAUCCAGACAGAGCAUUUGCCAUGGGACAUUUACAGCCUUUAUACAAAUGUAUUUAGUUCUUUUGUUUUUCCAACGUAAAAUCCUUGUUUUAAGAUACAAGUAAAAUUAAUCUUUAAAUGUAAAUGUAAAUUAGUACACAAAACUAAGAAUCUUUAGACUUAUCUUUGUAACUAAUUAGGGUGGAAGUUAUGAAAGAAUGUAAUUCACUAAAUUAUUUUUUAAAUGAAACUUUUCUUUCUUUUUGAAAACCAAAUGUUAAAAUAUAGCCUUAAGAAAUGCUUGGUAGAAAUACCCUAAUGAGACAAAUUUGUACUUUUUUUGCAAGGUUAAAACUAAUCUCCUAAUCCAUUAAACUCUUGAACAGGUAUUACAAAAGAAGAAAACUUCACCCCUUAUCCUUAACAUAUAUAGUAUAUUUAAAAAUAUAAAAUUGUAUUGUACUAAUGUGAUGAUUGAUUAUUUAAUGAAAAAGAAAAGAUGGCUUUUUUUUGCAAUAAGUAGAUAAAUACUGAAAAUCUAAACUUACAAUGUUUAUAGUCUUGUGUGUGCAGUUAUAUUUUAUAUGGACAACCAAAUUUUUUUAUUAAGAUGCAUAAAUAUUUGAACCACUGAAAUUUCAUAACAAAAAAAUUAAAAUUGGCAUGAAUACUGCACUGUGAGCUGCAAAGUAUAGAAAAUCCUGUGGCUGGGAGAACAUUUCAUCAACCAAACAAGUAAAAGGCUCAUCAGUUUUAGCAUCUCUGCUCCCCAGAAAUUCACAAGCAUCCUCACCAGCCUCUGGAUAAGUUGUUUAUUUCUGGUGAUCCAAUAUGCAUAUUAACCUGCUAUGAUUAUAUGUGUAUCUGUGUGUUUGUGUACACAAAUAUACACAUAUGCAUAUAUAGUUAUUCAACACAUAUUUAUUGAACCUAUUUAGUGUCACUCAGUUUGCUAGGUGCUGAUAUGUAUAUGUGUGUGUGUCUGUGUGUGUGUGUGUGUGUAUGUGUGUGUGUGU